AUGUUGCAUGAUCCGUGUCCGCACGGUGAAGUGUGCUACUUUGAUAAUAGGGUUCAGGUGUACGUUGAUCCAAAAGUGAGUAGUGUCCGGAACGGAACGCGACUAACGAAACGAAAGGUAAACCCUGACACGAUGCAGACUACGGGCACUACAAGGGGACCGACUCACCUGGUUGCUCUUUACGUGGCGACAGCCGGUCUCCAGGGUAAUGCUCUUGGCUCCGAUGAGGAGGAGAUCACGCUGCUGGUUUAUGUGCUCAUCGAUGUUCAACAAAAUAAGGUAAUGGGAAGACAACAAUAUAUUAUACGACCGAUGGUAAUGGACGAAAGUUGUACGCCUGGAACUGGUAGCGACAACCCGGCGGUUGCCGGAAGUAGUGGAGUCAUCAGCGAAGCAGCGUUGGCACAUGCUCCGGCGUUGACUGAAAGAAAUCUUCGAGAGCAUGGAAUUCCUUUGGAACAGGCUAUUGAACAGUUUGAAGCAUGGUGGUCUAGUAUGUCGCCCGUGACGUCCGGUUGUGCACCAUGUUUCGUCGUAGACGGUCAGGCGCCGAUGAGACAAUGCUUACAUCCAGAAGCCUGCAACAAAGACAUCAAUUUGCCAGAGCACUACAACAUCUUUCACGAUCUUCGAAAGGAAUUUGUUGCUUGUUACUCGACUCAUGGAGAACUUUCGACAUUCGGAAUACAAGAGAUGAUGGAAUAUUUUGGCUUACCGUUAGAUACUGACAACGAAUUCUAUGUGAAAGAAAUACAAGAUAUGAUUUGUGUAAUACGAAGAAUGAUAAAAGAUGGACACGUCUUCCAAAAUCCUGAAACAAUUAAUAUUGUUUUAGAACCUGGUAUAUGCUCAAAAGAUGAAGAAGUUGACAAUGGCUGUGUAGUAAGAGCUAGAGGUCUUCCUUGGCAAUCAUCUGACCAGGAUAUAGCAAAAUUUUUUCGUGGCUUAAAUGUUGCCAAGGGUGGUGUAGCUCUGUGUUUAAGUGCUAUGGGAAGACGUAACGGAGAAGCAUUAGUACGGUUUAUUAACAAAGAACAUAGAGACAUGGCAUUAAAAAGACAUAAACAUCACAUGGGAGGAAGAUACAUAGAAGUGUAUAAAGCUUCUGGAGAGGAUUUUGUUGGCGUUGCUGGAGGAACUAGUGGUGAAGCUCAUGCAUUUUUAUCUAGAGGAGCACAAGUUAUUGUUAGAAUGAGAGGCUUGCCAUAUGAUUGUGUUGCUAAACAAGUGUUGGACUUCUUUUUGUCAGGGCAAAAGCCCUGUCAUGUAUUGGAUGGGGAAGAUGGCGUUUUGUUUGUAAAAAAACCAGAUGGUAGGGCAACCGGGGAUGCAUUCGUUCUUUUUGCAAAGGAAGAAGAUGCUGUGAAAGCAUUGAGUAAACACAGAGAUUGCAUUGGAAGCCGCUAUAUAGAACUUUUUCGAAGUACAAUUGCUGAGGUGCAACAGGUUCUGAAUAGGGCAAUUGACCCGAAACAGCAGGUUGUACUUCCAACGCCGCCUAUUCCACAACUUCCUCCUAUACUUCCACAACAUAUUAUUACUUCUGGUACGCGUAAAGAUUGCGUUAGAUUGCGCGGUCUUCCAUAUGAGGCUCUUGUUGAACACAUCCUCGAGUUCAUGGGCGAACAUUCAAAAAAUAUUGUCUACCAGGGUGUUCAUAUGGUUUAUAAUGCUCAAGGUCAACCUUCCGGUGAAGCGUUUAUUCAAAUGGACAGCGAAAGUUCAGCAUAUGCGUGUGCGUCACAGCGACAUCAUCGGUACAUGAUAUAUGGCAAGAAACAACGAUACAUCGAAGUGUUCCAGUGCAGUGGGGAUGACAUGAAUCUGGUAUUGACAGGUGCAGUAACUCCGCCAUCAACCAAGGCUCUACUAUCACCCGGAGGCACGAUGUUGCCACCUCCACCAGUCGCGAUAUUUCCACCUGCUGCUGCAAUGCUACCGCGUGGACCACCACAGUUUGCAGCACCUUAUCCGCCUCCAAUUUUCUAUUGGCCUUAUCCUUCACCGCCGGUCAGUCCAACUAAUUAUUACAAUCCGGCGAAUGUUGGUGGGAUCGGAAUUCCUCAACAGGCAGCCUUGUUAACUCCAGCAGAAUGUCUACAAUUAGCACCAGGAGCAACCGUACCUGCGACCACACCAACUGCAGAACCACAACGUAUCGACGCUUUUCUUCCUCGAAUGGAUUUGGAAAAGCGUGUACCUAUCCCUGCACCACCGCAAGCAGAAUGCAAUUCGUUUAUCGAAGUAUUCAUGGUUUGAUGACGAUUAUCUCAUCAAGAUUCACGUGGUAAAUUCGUCUUGAAAUAUUCUGCCCCAUGUUCGAUCAUCGGCAGGAUUCAGUGAACCUUUUUAGCUUCGCACGACAGAAACUGAACGAUUAUGUUUUACUUGCUGCAUGCGAAAAGAAGCAAUAUGUUGUCGUACGUGUGCACGUACGACAAGAAGAUCCUUAUCUAAAAGAUCCGUUUCUUCGUUAUCCGAGGAAAUUCGCUGAACGAGAGAUAUCCGACGUGACUGGAUUAAUAUUUUUUUUUUUCUCAUCUUCGCAAGGAGCUCCCCCCCAACUCCUACCCCAUAAAUCUAACGUGUCGCAGGGUGGCACGUUUCUUUCUAGUCUAGAGACAGAUGCAAGUCGUCGUAGCUUAACGCAGUGACGUCGUUUCUUUUUCGUCGUUUGUUUCAAUUCCUUUGGAACAGAACGAAUACGGCAGGUUUUUUAUUCUGCUGAUCCCCUCUUUUUUUCUUUUCCUUAGUUUCUGUUUCGUCGCCCGUUCUUUACGUUUUGUUUCUUCUUCAUUUUAUCCACCGCUCCGUGUGAUUGAACAACGUUAGGGCGCUUGAUGAACAUUCCUGGGAGAGACAAAUCGCGAUUAGGCAGCAGCUUCGUCGUGUUAGUAAUAAUAUCGUGACGUUUAAAAAUAGUUGACGUUUCGAUCAUUUUAAAUAGGCUGGAAAUUACUGGAAAUUAGCGAAAGUUAAUAUUCGGAAUUCGAGCAAUGAGUUUGAUACAUGACGUGGUAGCAUUUAAUUCGAACAAAAUAUUCGAUUCGCAAUAUUGUGGUUCCGAGUAUUGAGCUACAGUUGAUCGAACACGUUGACUACUUUACGUUAACGUGAAAGUGAUUGUUCAUACUAGAAAAAAGACAAAAAAAAAAAAAGAAAAAAUUAUUAGAGUAAUAUAGCGCGAUUAUUUUUAGAAUUCUACUUAAUUUAAUUUAAAGUUUUAAUAUAAAAUUUAUAUAUAAUAUAUACCCUAACGUCGAACGUUAUCCAAACGAGAGAUACGUUAUUGUCGUCGAUUCACUAUGAAGUUCUCAAGUUUUAUUACUAUAUCAAAUAAGUUAUUCGAUUCGUUUCAUGUUAGCUACAUCAUUCAUUGAUUUGCUAUGAAGCGCGAUAAUGACAGUUUUAUAAUUUUUCAUCAUUUGGUCGUGCUAUGAAUGCUGCAAAUACUUCAUAAAUGUCUUCCUUUCAGACACUGUCACUGUCUCGAGCCAAAUUUUAAUAUCGAUUCUUAUUUAUGACAAUUGAUUGUGUCUAUAUGUAGCAAAAUACAUAUGUAUAGUACAUAUGUAUGAUUUCUCUACAGUGACUCUCAUAUAAUAAUUAAGAUUGGUGAACCAAAUCGAGAAUGACAUCUGAGAUUUUUGCUGAUCGCUCAAUCACAUGAUUAGUUCAUGUAAUUCUACAUUCUUCUUCUCCAAUCCAAGUAAUACACUUUGUAGUUUCUUCAUCUCUUUCUCAUUGCAGUUAUGCGUCAAUAUUCUUUCAUAGUUAUUUUUCUCUGAAUAAUUUCUUGCGUAAAAAAGCUAGUCUUGAAGAAUGGUUAAAAUCUUGUUAAAAUCGGAGACCAUUGGCUUCUGUACUUAUACGUAAGAAAGGGAUGAAUUACAUAUACAUACUUUGAUAAAAUCGAGAAUAAAAAUCGAGUCGAGGACACGGUUUUGCAGUUUUGCAAAUGUUCCUCUCUGUUCUUGUUCCUGCAAAUAACGCUCGUGUAUAAAGGUGCAAUUUUAGAUAUAGAGUGACGUUUGAAAAGCCAGAGUCGUUUUAUCGCUAAAAAUUAAGACUCAAACGCAUCAUGAAGAAAAAUCGCAAAGCACAUGAUGAAUUAUAUAAUAUAUAUGCGCAAAUUAUAUAAACUUGUAGAUAUACAUACAUAUUUUUAUGAAUAUUACAUUACAGCUAAGUUUCAAACGAGCUUCGAUAAUCGAUAAUCAACGUGCAGUUGCAAUUGCCAAAAAAACUUCACUGUACUGUACUAUUUUGACUUAGAGGGGAAAAAAGGAGAUAUCAUGACGUGAAUAUUUCGCGUUCAAUUAAACUUUUUGCAAAUCGUAAAAAUUAAGAGAAACAAAGAUCAAAGAUGAGAGAACAGGUUAUAUGUAUGCAAAUUGAUCGAUAAUAUCGAGAUUUUUGAACGAUAUCACCAUUCUCGAUUCAUAGGUACCUGAAGUUGUUUCAUCGAACGUACGCGCCAAAACUAGUAGUGACACGUAGCGAUUUAUUUGAUUGUGAUGAGAAAAGUAUAAUGAGAAAUAACGAAGAUGGUUCGAAAAAUGCGAGUGCUCCAAGUUAAUAUCGUUCAUAAGGAUAAGUGUUUUAAGAAUUAAGUUAAAAUGUAAAAGAUAAAGAUUGUGCUCCGGGUUAACGAGCACCAUGAACAAAUCAUAUUGUUGAUUUUGUUUCUCGUUACCGUAACGUGCUAUGUCACAUUGAGAUAUUGGUGCAAUAAUUUUUUCCUUUUCCUUUGUUUUUUUUUCUGUUGUGACGUGUGUACAAUAGGGAUCAAAAGAACUAGUUUUCCGUACUGAGGAAUAUCAGGUAAAGUACCAUCACUGUUACUUGCAGUAAAUUAAUUAUUAUGAAUUAUAUUGAUAUUUUUAAAAUUAAGCGUGAAUUACUUAAUGAUUUUGCUUUAGUUUAUUAAUUACACAGAUCAAUUUAAUGAUAAAUCGGAACAAUUCGGAAGUAUUGUUUCAUAGUUUCUUCUUCAAGACAAGAACUGCAAUAACUGUAAGAGUUAUCAUUGGUUUUACAAUGUAUUUGUGAACAUUAGCGUUUCGUUAACUGGUUACAGAUCAUAUUUCUUUUCUUCGUUGAAUUUGAGUGAGAUACAUUAUUACAUAGUGUACACAUAGUUUAACUGGACAAAAGGAAAGUUUCUGAAAAAGAGUUCAUUUGUAGAAUUCAAGAUAUCAAUCAAUAGUCAAUUAUAACAUGAGACAUCUAUAGUCGCAACCAAGAGAUUCGUUUUAUGAACUUAUAUAUUUUCAAGAUGGUUAAUUAAGGAAGUAAAAUUCUAACCAGUUAAUGCGAUGCUAUUGUAGUUCCUGAACGCAUGUUCUGUUGCAAGGAUAGUUCCUACUGUUCUUCUGAUCUCUAAGAUCAGAUGCCUCAUGUUAAAUCUUGCAAAUAGUUUAAAGUUGAUUUUUCAGAUUUAAGAAAGAGACUAGAGCAAAAUAUUUAAAUAAUUCACGCAUAUUCAACGGAAUCAUUCCGUAAACAGAAAUUUUUAACUAUUCGAUCUCGGCGUGACUCUUCUAACGUUUUAGUAUAAUAGAAAAUUGUAUAUACAUUUGUAUGCCUAUCUUAUAAUAAGAUUCAGCAUAUUUAAAUAAAAAAAAAAAAAAAAAAAGAAAGAAUCACGUUUCGAAAAUGCUGAAUAAGCAGCACCGUUUUUCGUGAGCGCACAAAGAGCUUUAUAAAGAAAAAAAAAGUGAAAAAAAAAUUAUAUAUAUAUAUAUAUAAAUAUAUUAUACCAGAAGCUUUCGUCUACUGUAAACAUAGGCGAGCCUCUAUUGCCGAUUGAUCGUUUCUGCGGUCUAAGAAAACGGCUACGACGAAUAGUAAUCUGAUCCCGAUAUUUAAUAAUGUUAUCAACGAUAUUAAUAUUAAUAUAUUCACUAUUGUUUUAAAA
This is a messenger RNA of Frieseomelitta varia, 5920 nucleotides long. RefSeq names its product RNA-binding protein fusilli. Lineage: Eukaryota; Metazoa; Arthropoda; Insecta; Hymenoptera; Apidae. Gene Ontology annotation, molecular function: mRNA binding. Gene Ontology annotation, biological process: regulation of RNA splicing. The record is from RefSeq and is a predicted model, not a curated record. The transcript is spliced from 12 exons. Bases 1 to 2259 code for a protein of 752 amino acids. Gene Ontology annotation, cellular component: nucleoplasm; ribonucleoprotein complex.